AUGUCAGAAGCCCCCAACUUCCGGGCAACUGAAAGGAUUGCAGUUGUGACUGGAGGGAAUAGAGGAAUUGGACUAGAAAUAUGUCGACAACUAGCCUCAAAGGGUGUUGUGGUGAUACUAACAGCUAGAGAUGAGAAUAAAGGGGCAGAAGCUAUUGAUACACUAAUGGAUUCUGGCCUCUCUAAUUAUUAUGUUAACUUUCAUCAGCUUAAUAUAACUGACCCUUCAAGUAUUGCACUAUUCAAAGAUUUCGUCAAGGCCAGGUUUGGCAAGCUUGAUAUCUUGGUAUUUCCAUUGACCAUUUGCGGAAAUGAUAAAAACACAGUAAUUAACCCACGACCAGAGCUAUUCCAGCAGGAGCUUGAGGUAGCUACCCAAAAUUAUGAUCUAGCUGAAGAAUGUAUAAAUACAAACUAUUAUGGGCCAAAAUUGAUGACACAAGAAUUAUUACCUCUACUUCAAUUAUCCGAUUCACCACGUAUUGUCAAUGUCUCCUCUGAGAUUGGAAUGUUGGAGUCUGUACGCAAUGAAUGGGCUAUAGGAAUGUUAAGUGAUUCUGCGAAUCUAACAGAAGAUAAAGUGGAUGACGUUUUGAAUAAUUUUCUCAAAGAUUUCAAGGAGGGUUUGUUGGAAACCAAAAAUUGGCCUUUAAUUAUAUCUGCGUACACACUAUCAAAAGCAGCCACGGAUGCCUAUACAAGAAAAUUGGCCAAGAAAUACCCAAGUUUUCUCGUCAAUCGUGUUUGUCCAGGCUUUGUUAAAACCGAUAUGACUUGUAAUCAAGGUACAUUAAGUGUUGAAGAGGGUGCUGAAUCCCCUGUUUGGCUUGCACUUUUACCUAAGGGAGGACAAUCGGGAAAGUGUUUCACCAGGAAAGAGGUGUUACCUUUCUAA
Messenger RNA from Lycium barbarum (goji berry), 894 nucleotides. RefSeq names its product (+)-neomenthol dehydrogenase-like. Lineage: Eukaryota; Viridiplantae; Streptophyta; Magnoliopsida; Solanales; Solanaceae. The transcript has 5 exons. Gene Ontology annotation, molecular function: oxidoreductase activity, acting on the CH-OH group of donors, NAD or NADP as acceptor. The record is from RefSeq and is a predicted model, not a curated record. Bases 1 to 894 code for a protein of 297 amino acids. Gene Ontology annotation, cellular component: membrane.